This is a messenger RNA of Oryzias latipes (Japanese medaka), 3440 nucleotides long. The record is from RefSeq and is a predicted model, not a curated record. NCBI's taxonomy places the organism in Eukaryota, Metazoa, Chordata, Actinopteri, Beloniformes, Adrianichthyidae.
UUUAUUUAUUUAUUUUUACUGUAUAUUUGGUAUAUAUUUGUAAGUUUGGUAUUCUUCAUAACAAUUUUGAAUGGCGGCAUGUAUUUAAUAAUUAACACUAAACUUUAUCCUGAGUUUUAAUCUUGUUUCUGAUUUGAUAUUUAUACAUUUCCACAUGUUGGUGCGGACAAAUUCCAUUCACUGUAAUCGUUCUUUUUUUUUUCUUUCUGUCCAACUUAAAGGACAGAUUGUGUAACUUAUCUGCCAAAAAAAAGCUGAUUAAUUAACAAAAUAAACUUUAGUUCUAAAUAUGCAAAAGGGGUUUCUACAAAAUCUGUCGAUUUUAAACAAGGAGUCUAUUUGCUUCGCUGCUGGACUGGAAAAUGGGGAAUAAACAAAAGAAAUAAAAUUUCCGAGGUGUGCAAUCUAUAGUGUGCACCAACAAGUAACUCCAAUAUUCUCAAAUCCAUAUGAUAUUUAUUUUACUGCCUACCUGUGCUAUUUGCUUGCUCAAGUGUGGGUUUAAGAGGUUUGCAUUUUUUAAUGCAAUAUUGUAGGAUUUUUUUAAGAUGCAUUCGCAAAGCAGAGACAUGAAUCUUCUCUUUUUUUAUAUUCGAACCUUUUCAUGAAAGCUUUCAGUUAUAUUUUCCACUUUGAUAUUCUCCCUUUUCUUCCAGUAACUUUUCUUUACCUGUCGCUUGGUUCAUAAAACUUUAUAUCUGAAAUAAAAUACAUUUCUGUUCAACUAAAAACAUCAAAAGGGAAAUAAAAAAUAAAAUCCUAAAUGUGUUCUGAAUCUGUUUUUCCUGAUCUUCUUCAUAUAUCUAGUGAAUUUCUUUUUUUUUCUAAGAUACAAUUCUUCUUUCACCAAAGAGUUUUUGAAGUGUUUUGUGAAAAAAUGAGCAAUUUACUAAAAUGAUAUUGUCAUUUUGUUGUAUAAAUUGGAACACAUUGUUUAAAAAAAAACUUGAACUCACUUUAGUCACACCAUAUUUGUGGUGCAAACUUAAAAAACAAAACCCACAAAGAACUUGCAUCUUAACAGAAUUUGUUUUGUUUAUUUUUUGCACGUUUCCCUCCUCUAAACUCCUUAUCCUUAAAAGAAUUUGAUUCUCUCCUAACUCACUGACAUGUUACAGGACCGUGGACGCUUUAAAGACAUUUAUUUCCAAACCACUCAACCCUUUUCAAGCAUUUGAGGGACACGAAGAAAGAAAUCGCUAACGUUGGGAUCUAGUCAUGUCUCACAGAAGAAGCCGCAGCCCGUCGCCGGGGCGAUUUUCACGCACCUGCAGCAGUAACGAUCCUCGAGAUUUGGAAAGAAGGAUUUUUGUUGGGAAUUUGCCAACUUCUGACAUGGAAAAAAAGGAUUUGGAAGACCUGUUCAGCCCAUAUGGCAAGAUAAUCGGCGUAUCCUUGUUUCGCGGGUAUGGAUUUGUUCAGUUUGAGCGUGUUGAGGAAGCUGAAGCUGCAAGAGCGGCUCAAAAAGGCCGACUAUAUAAAGGUUACAAAAUAGAUGUAAAUAUGGCAGUGGAGCGACGGCAAGCUAAACCUCUAUCCCAGCAGAGCCCACCACGAAGGGCUCCCUACAGCAAAGAUCCUCGGCCUCGAUCACGCUCCCCUGUGUACGGACGUGACGGACGCGAACCCCGGGACAGUCGAGAUGCCAGGGACUCCGGUAGAGAGCCAAGACCAAGUAGCCACUCUCGUGACCCGGAUUACCGGUACCGCAGCUCUGAGAGCCGAGACAAAGACCUCAGGGCCGAUCCACGGGAUCCGGCCUACAGCAGGGAGGACUACGACCGAUACUACCGCAGUAGCAGUGCUGCGGAGGACUACUACAGGAGAAAGGACGACGCCUACAGGGAUCCUUACGCGGAUCCUUGGAAUGGUCGCCGUGAUCCAGUAACCGAUCGUGUUCGUCCAGAAGAGCGUCGGCGUAAUGAACUGUACCGGCAGUACUACGAAGAGCUUCAGCGGCGCUACGACACGGAUCGCCCCGUUGACUGUUCAGUGAUUGUGGUCAACAAGGCGCAGAAUAGGGAGUAUGCGGAGACGGUUGGGCGGAAGGUCCGCGAUUUGGGGAUGGUGGUGGAUCUGAUCUUUCUGAACACAGAAGUGUCUCUCACUCAAGCACUAGAGGAUGUGGGCCGCGCCCGCACUCCAUUCGCCAUCAUCAUUACCCAGCAGCACCAGGUGCACCGCUCCUGCACUGUCAACAUCCUGUUUGGAACCCCUCAAGAGCAUCGAAAUAUGCCCAUGCAGGAUGCCAUGAUGCUGGUGGCCCACAAUUAUGACACCUACAAGGUUGAAAACCGGGAAAAAGAGCGAGAGGAGAUCGCCAGAAAAGCUGCCAAGAUGGCAGAUGACGUCCUGCUCAGAGAGCCUGACAGGGAGAGCCACCCUGUGUCUGUGCUCACAGCCAUCACACUGCUGUCUGAAAACAGGUUUUUAACCCCUGAAGAACUGGACGUUCUCAUUGCGUAUCUAAAGGACAAAAGGGUUCGCCUCGUACGAAGUGUUGGAGACCCUCUUGCAGGCCACAUCGGUGCUCCUUCAGGAGUUCACCUCGACGGUCCGGCAUCUUCUGCAGGAAUCCCGGCUUCCUCCGCUCUUCCCUCCCAGCAGCCCAGCCACCACAGUCUGUCGGCCGUCUCCAGCGCGUCUGCUAACCCCAGUCAUCAGCAGGAGCUGCAGGCCAAAAUCCUCAGUCUGUUCAACAGCGGCUCCGGGCCCCUGACAGCCGCCGGGAGCCUUUCCUCUGCCAACCCGCAAGCUCAUUCCUACAGCUCUCUGGGGCCCUCUUCCUCCCAAAUUCCUUCCCGCCCUGCCAUGCCCGGGGCCCCCACCACAGCAUCACAGGCCUACAGCGUCCCAUCGGCCCGCCUGCCUGCAGCACUCGGAGCUCAGAGGGCCCCUGUGGCGACUUCAGGCAUCAACUUUGACAACCCCAGUGUCCAGAAAGCUCUGGAUACCCUCAUUCAGAGUGGACCGUCUCUCAACAACCUGGUGGGCUCUGGAGCCUCUCAGCAAACCUCCUCGAGAGCAGCUCCGAGCAUGGGGCAGGUCCCAGCCAUGUCCAUGUAUUCCCGACCCUACUGAUGAGCUGGGAGGAGUUAGUGCGCCCCCCGCAGUGCUAGAAAUAGACACCACACCUGUGAGUGAUGGGAUUUCCCAGCUCUGUAUCAGUAACCCUUUUUUUUAAACGUGUUUUUUUUUUUUUCCCUCCCAUUAAUAUUGUUGUUUAAAUUGAACGAUGGGUUCAGACUGCUUGAUUGUAUUUUCAGUUGUUUGGCUGAAAACUUUCAGUCUUUUUACAAGUGAGUCUUUGAGCAAAUGAAGUUUGGUUUCAGAUUCAAACCAGUGACGCUUUUUAUAGUUUCCUCCUGUUUUAUUUGUACUUUAGUUGUUGUGAAAAUGGGCCGUAAUUAAAAACUCCACACACGUUUGAUGUAAUAAAA